Molecule: messenger RNA, 2611 nt
Organism: Lepus europaeus (European hare)
Lineage: Eukaryota; Metazoa; Chordata; Mammalia; Lagomorpha; Leporidae
Gene: ZBTB22
Product: zinc finger and BTB domain containing 22
Exons: 2
Coding region: 154-2070 (638 amino acids)
Biological process (GO): regulation of transcription by RNA polymerase II
Molecular function (GO): RNA polymerase II cis-regulatory region sequence-specific DNA binding; DNA-binding transcription factor activity, RNA polymerase II-specific; protein binding
Source: RefSeq, a predicted model, not a curated record
CGCAAGAUGGCGGCGGGAGGGGCCCAGGCUGCAGCUCUGGCCGCCGAGUGAGGGGCGGGGGGGGCCCGGGGGCGCGCGGCCCGAGACCCCCCCGGCCGCCCUUCUCCUUCCUUUGUUCCUGUGGCUGGGGGGGGUAUCCCCUCCCACCACAACAUGGAGCCAUCUCCUCUCUCCCCCAGUGGGGCCGCACUCCCCCUGCCUCUGUCGCUGGCUCCACCCCCGCUGCCCCUGCCUGCAGCCGCGGUGGUACAUGUGUCUUUCCCCGAGGUGACCAGUGCCCUCCUGGAGUCCCUCAAUCAGCAGCGGCUGCAGGGCCAGCUCUGUGACGUGUCCAUCCGAGUACAGGGCCGGGAGUUCCGGGCUCAUCGGGCUGUCCUGGCCGCCUCCUCCCCUUACUUCCAUGACCAGGUCCUACUCAAGGGCAUGACCUCCAUCUCACUACCCAGUGUCAUGGACCCCGGCGCCUUUGAGACUGUCUUGGCCUCCGCGUACACUGGCCGCCUCAGCAUGGCUGCUGCUGACAUUGUCAACUUCCUCACGGUGGGCUCCGUGCUCCAGAUGUGGCACAUUGUGGACAAGUGCACUGAACUCCUCCGAGAAGGCCGGGCCUCUGCCAGCACCACCACCGUCACUACUGCUGCAGCCACCUCCGUCACUGUCCCUGGUACCGGGGCCCCAUCAGGGAGUGGAGGCACCUUGGCCCCUGCCUCCGUGGGCUCCGGGCGCUCCCAUGCCUCCAGCCGGGCCAGUGAGAAUCAGUCUCCCAGCAGCAGCAACUACUUCAGCCCCCGGGAGUCCACUGAUUUCUCGUCUUCCUCCCAAGAGGCAUUCACGGCUUCUGCCGUGGGCAAUGGGGAGCGGCGAGGAGGCGGCCCCGUAUUCCCAGCCCCUGCGGUUGGCAGUGGGGGAGCCAGCUCUGGGAAGCUGCUGUUGGAGGCAGACGAGCUGUGUGAUGAUGGCGGAGAUGGGAGGGGCGCGGUGGUCCCUGGGGCUGGGCUCCGGCGGCCCGCUUACACCCCUCCCAGCAUCGUGCCGCAGAAACACUGGGUCUAUGUGAAGCGGGGUGGGAUCUGCCCAGCACCAGCACCCCUUGUUCCCCAAGACCCAGACCUAGAGGAGGAGGAGGAGGAAGAUCUGGUGUUGACCUGUGAGGAUGAUGAAGAUGAGGAGCUGGGGGCUAGCUCUGGGGUCCCAUCAGGGGGAGGGCCUGAGGCCACCCUCAGCAUAAGCGAUGUCCGGACUCUGACGGAGCCGCCGGACAAGGGGGAGGAGCAGGUCAACUUCUGUGAGUCCUCCAAUGACUUUGGCCCCUAUGAGGGUGGGGGUCCUGGGGCCGGGAUUGACGACUCAGGGGGGCCGACCCCCUCCUCCUACGUCCCCUCUCAUCCCCCGAGAGGCCUCCUUCCCUUGGACGUGCAGGGCAACCAGAUCCUGGUUUUCCCGUCAUCUUCGUCCUCCUCCUCCUCCUCUCAGGCUCCAGGCCAGCCACCAGGAAGCCAAGGGGAACACGGGCCGACAACGCUGGGGGGCACGUCCUCGGCGGGGAGCCUGGGCGUGGCCAGCACCCCCGGGGGGACUGGCAGUGGGGACGGGAACAAGAUCUUUCUGUGCCACUGUGGAAAGGCUUUCUCCCACAAGAGCAUGCGGGACCGGCACGUGAACAUGCACCUCAACCUGCGGCCCUUUGACUGCCCCGUGUGCAACAAGAAGUUCAAGAUGAAACACCACCUCACCGAGCACAUGAAGACCCACACAGGCCUCAAGCCCUACGAGUGCAGUGUCUGCGCCAAGAAGUUCAUGUGGCGAGACAGCUUCAUGCGCCACCGGGGACACUGUGAGCGCCGGCACCGCAUGGGCGGGGGUGGGGCCGGACCCGGACCUGGACCAGGACCCGGACCAGGAGGGCCCACCGCACCAGCCCUGCCGCCCAAGAGAGAGUCCCCUGGAGCUGGUGGGGGCAGUGGCGAUGAGGCGGGUGGGGCCACACCCCCAUCCAGCCAACGCGGCUGGUCCCCGGCCAGUGUCCCCAAGGUGGAGAUGGGCUUCAGUGGGGGUGGAGCAGCAAACUGAAGGGGCAGGCUCCUUGGAGUAGCUUCAGAAGAGAGAACAGGAGUGCCACCAUGGCCCCUGGGUGGUUUCCCACCACCCUUACUGUCUUCCUUGUAUCUCUACGGACUUGUACAUAUUCUGGAGGGGGAACCACGGUGCACCCCGCAGGCCCUGCCUCCCAAGGUAUCCCUGGAACUAAGCCCUUCCUCCCCCUCUGAUGGGUACACCCAAGCCCCAGCUCCGCAGAGCAGGGCCCACAUUGUGGUGGGGGGGGGGGCAGGGGUUCAGCAUCCUGGAGUCAAGGGUUAAGGGUCAGGUGAUUGUAGUCUGUGCCUGAAGUCUGUGUUUGUGUCGUCGUGGAGACCAGGCCUUUGACCCUCACCCUUGUCCUAGAACCUACCUUCUGUGGCAGGAAGCAUCCCUCAUUUCUGUCCUGUCUCAGCCCGUGGGGAUCCCCAACUCCGCUCUCAUGGGGUGCGGGUGGAGGGCGAGGGAGUGAGUCUUAGGAGUACAAGGUUUUAAUUUUUUUAAACAAUAAUUAAAAUAUUUAUUGGUCAUUUCA